UAUAACUUAAAAAAGUGGAUAGACAGUAGGCUUAAUUUACUGCCCUUUAUAUGGUUGCGUUAAGUGCGAAUGCAAGUAUUUCUAAAACUGGAAGAACUUGGCACUUCCGCUGGGUCAAGAGCAAAUUCCACCCAAUUCUUGUGCAUUAGGCAAGCAAAAACCAUCACGCACUCUGGAGUUUGAUACUCGAUCGUGGUGAGGAUGACUACUGUCCGUGUCCUCGUGUUGGCAGUGUUUGCUAGCUGUUGCUGUAAUAUAGCCAUUUCUUGCCCAGAACAAUGUGAGGUUUCGUAUGAUUUUGACGCUGUCAACGUGAUAUGCCGCAGUGCGAGUUUCGUUCGUUUUCCCGGGGAUUGUUUCCCUCGAAAUACUACUUCACUGACGAUACGGUUGACCAACAUUAGCAACGUCACCGCAGACGACUCGGGCGCCAGAGUUACUUUGGACAGAAACAAUCUAAGCAGUCUCCCGGCAAAUCUACUGCAAAACCUCUCUAAACUAAAACUUUUAGACCUUAAAGGUAACAGACUUACACACUUGCCCCCUGGUGUGUUUCACCAUGCACCCCUCCUCGAACUCAUCCUCAGAGACAACCUCAUCUCUGAGGUUCACCCUGACGUGGUCUCCCAUAACACCUCCCUCACCCGGUUAGACCUGUCUGGAAACCAACUCAAACAGCCACCCGUGGCCCUGCUACAGAGACUUGGCCAUCUCGAGAGCCUGGAUCUCCGGAACAACCAGCUAGAGGAGCUUCCCCCCAAAGCUUUGGACUCCCUGCCCAGACUGGAUGCCCUUUACCUGGAGCGCAACCAACUCAAAGCCCUGGAUGUGUUUACUUUUCGGGGGACUCCCCACCUGCAGCAGGUCUUCUUGGGAAAUAACCGUUUGGAGAACCUUCCUGCAGGGCUGUUCCAGCACCUAAGCGAGCUGGUUUUCCUGGACCUCGGUAAUAACCUCCUGCAACGCUUAGCUCCUGGCACACUGGACGGAAGGUAUCACGUCGUUCUCAGGGGCAACCCUUGGCACUGCCAGGCUGAACUGGCAUACCUGCGGCACUGGCUGGGCACACAUGAGGACGAGAGGGUAUUUCUUGCUGAGAAGGCCAAAUGUCAUUCGCCUGACAUUUUGAGAGGGAGAGCCAUCUCCUCACUGACUAAUAGGGAACUGGGCUUAGAGGGCUGAGAGAUUCACAGGCUCUCAGUACGUCAGGUGUUCUUCACACAUCAGACGCGUUGUAUUGGCAUACUGAGAACCAAACCAACCCGAAUGAUCACACCUGCUGUUUUGUUCAACAGGGUUACCACCUGUCAUGUCUUUGCCCCAGAUCUCAGAGAGAGAGAGAGAGAGAUUUACUACUAAAUCGGAUCGACUUCACAAUGUUGCAGCUAUUCAGAGGCAAAGCUCAGAAUAUGUUGUGCAUAAUUCUUAAAUUUGACUGUAUCAUACUGUCGAUUGUGACCUUCAGAUAUGUUUGAUUCUUGAUCUCUGCUUCAUUUUUUUCUGAUUCCUGAACAGUUAUUGAACAGUUUUAGGUUAUUUUUAAUUACAUGAAUUAUGAAUUGUACCUUUAUUAGUAUUUUUUUAUUUGAAAUUUUAAAAUUAGCUGUUUUUUCUUUCUUUCUUGUUUUUUGAUCAAUGCUUUUGGAAGCCCUGCCCAUAUAAACAAAUGCCUUGUUUUGGCACUAGAGGGCAGUGGACUCUUGUAAAAUUCCCUUAGGAGAAAUCAGUAAUUCUCAUACUCCCACCAACAUGGUUUCCAUGGUUAAGAUGUAUAGAUUCAGAAUCUAAUCGUUGGUACUCAAAUCAGUUUUUCUGAGUACCAGUUUCUUCUUUUGUUAUUCCAAAUAUAUAUCUUCAGAGAGAUGUUCUUA
This is a messenger RNA of Chanos chanos (milkfish), 1871 nucleotides long. Its product is annotated as carboxypeptidase N subunit 2. The transcript has 2 exons. Bases 202 to 1182 code for a protein of 326 amino acids. Gene Ontology annotation, molecular function: protein binding. The record is from RefSeq and is a predicted model, not a curated record. Gene Ontology annotation, cellular component: plasma membrane. NCBI's taxonomy places the organism in Eukaryota, Metazoa, Chordata, Actinopteri, Gonorynchiformes, Chanidae.